UGCAUUGGUCGUUCCGUGGAACUUGUGGGCAAUCUUUAUGUAUUAAAAGCGAUACCUGUCUCAUCGGCGAGCGGAGCCAAUUCUCACAUUUUGUCUGUGGCUCAAUAGAGCCAGGAGCACUACAAGCCUUCCCGACAGGUUCUUGAAUAAUCAUGUUGCAGAGAUGAGAUGGCCAACAAGUCGAAGCAUUUGAGCAUCACUUGCUCAGAACUGAUGUUUCUUCCAGCGAGCAUGACAGCUCCUAUUGGGUCCCAGUUCUCUUGCAGGACAGGGAUCAAGGGCUACAGACAGUGUCGUCGGCAGCGCAAUGUGGAGAGCAUGUUCGGGAUGUGGACAUAAACGGCAGAAC
Aspergillus fijiensis CBS 313.89 is the source of this 349-nucleotide messenger RNA. RefSeq lists its product as uncharacterized. The record is from RefSeq and is a predicted model, not a curated record. Bases 169 to 339 code for a protein of 56 amino acids. The transcript has a single exon. NCBI's taxonomy places the organism in Eukaryota, Fungi, Ascomycota, Eurotiomycetes, Eurotiales, Aspergillaceae.